Oikopleura dioica is the source of this 489-nucleotide messenger RNA. The record is from the annotation of a GenBank genome assembly. Lineage: Eukaryota; Metazoa; Chordata; Appendicularia; Copelata; Oikopleuridae.
AUGUUGACUCUCGUCGAUCUGAUUGACGAGAACCUUUCGCUUGAAGGAAAGAUUGUUGACUUGCUGGAAGCAGAGAUGUCGGCGAGGAGAGAGCUUCUUCAGGAGAAAAGUCAGCGCCAGAAAAUCGAAGCCUAUGUAGACACGCUUCAGGAAUACAUCCGCCAUUUGAAACGGAGGAAUGAGAUUUUAUCCAACGGGUUGGAACGCAUUUUCAGUUUAUCUUCCUUCAAGCUAGUCUUCUAUGUUUUCACCCGAGAAAAAGUAGCCCAGCAGACAUAUGAGCGCUCAACAAUCCUCAACGAUCUUAGGGAGCUCAAUCUUGAAAUGACAUCUGUUCGAAAGGAGAAAGAAGAUUUGAAGAAGAAGCGAGAAAAGUCAAAAGCAACUAGAACUGAUCAAGAUUGUCCAGUCUGCCAGACACAAUAUGGAGGAGAGAAUGUCCUUGUUUGCUUCAAAACUUGCGGACAUUGCCUUUGCUUCACAUGGUAA